Molecule: messenger RNA, 2542 nt
Organism: Eublepharis macularius
Lineage: Eukaryota; Metazoa; Chordata; Lepidosauria; Squamata; Eublepharidae
Gene: PPCDC
Product: phosphopantothenoylcysteine decarboxylase
Exons: 6
Coding region: 125-745 (206 amino acids)
Biological process (GO): coenzyme A biosynthetic process
Cellular component (GO): phosphopantothenoylcysteine decarboxylase complex
Molecular function (GO): FMN binding; phosphopantothenoylcysteine decarboxylase activity
Source: RefSeq, a predicted model, not a curated record
GGAGGCGAUGUGCGCCUGCGCGUUCGCAACUGGCCUCGGGGAAAGGAACCGAAGUCUCUUCGAGGAGGCCGACAGGGUCGCGCGGAGUGACGUCAUAGCAAUGUGACUGCUGCCGAAGACUACGAUGAAUAGAGCACCUCAUCUUCAGCCGCAGUGCCCUGCAGUUGCUGCACAGAAGAAUGUCCACAUACUUGUUGGGGUGACCGGAAGCGUGGCUGCCUUAAAGCUGCCUCUUCUCGUGACAGAGCUUCUGAAGAUACCUGGUCUGGAAGUGCAAGUGGUGACUACGGACAGGGCGAAACACUUUUAUAGCCCCCAGGAGAUUCCCGUGACCCUCUACAGUGAUGUGGAUGAAUGGCAGCUGUGGAAAGGACGCACGGAUCCUGUGCUGCACAUCGACCUGAGGCGCUGGGCUGACCUCAUGCUGGUGGCACCUCUGGAUGCAAACACCUUAGCCAAGAUUGCCAAUGGCAUCUGUGACAAUUUACUGACCUGCGUCAUCCGUGCCUGGGAUCUCAGCAAGCCACUGCUUUUCUGCCCCGCCAUGAACACGGCCAUGUGGGAGCAUCCAAUCACGGCUCGGCAAAUAGAGCAGCUCAAGGGCUUUGGCUACACAGAGAUCUCUUGCAUUGUGAAGAAGCUGGUUUGUGGAGAUGAAGGUCGUGGCGCCAUGGCCGAAGUGCCAACCAUUGUGGGGAAAGUGAAGGCGAUCCUGUUGGAGUGGGGUGUACCGGUGCAGAGCUGACCCUCCUGGAACGGAUUGCAUUUUCUUCUCCUUCCAAACAGUUGUUGGGCUAUGAAAACGACAUGGACAGAGCUGGAUCCAGUCUUCGAAACUGUUCAGACUGGAGCAAAUUCGGGGGUCUCCCAAAGCCAAGAAUGUAGUAUUUUGAUAAGGGUUGCUCCCUGAUUGUGCAACACUUGUUCCGUCCUGGAGACAGAAGCUGGGAGUUGUUUAUGAAUCUUUUAUGUGAGAUAGAGAAGAGAAUGAUGUAACUGUCUGUGGGUUUGGGAAGGCAGGAGUUUAUACCUUAGAGUUCUGUCCCUCAAGCGGCACAUCAGAUGUGCAACGUCUCUGCUUCUUCACUGCACGUUUUUCUUUGGGGCCACCAGGACUGUAGUCUUGCUCUGCAUAUUUCCUUAGGAGGAUACUCACAUGGCCAUACACACUAAAAGAAGGGGGGGCAAGGCAGCAAGAACUCCGGAGGCACUGGAUGCGGCAGGGAAAGGAGACAGACAGGUUGGUGACGCAUGGGGCUCCUCAGAGGGCCGCAUGUGGGAGGAGACAUUGGGCAUGAUUUUCACCCACGAUCCCCUCCCAUGACCCAGCUACAGCCACCCAGGUGCCAGCCAGAAGGGGCACAACAGGGAAAGGGUGUUUGGAGCAGUGGAGUAUGAUUCUUUGGUGCAGCCAACCAGCGCAGCCCAUGUUUUGGCUGUGACAAUAGUUAUUGGGGGGGGGGGGGGCGUGGAUUGCCAGCGAGGGAGAAUGUAGCACAAGUAGGGUCAACAGCGAAUGUUCCGCUCCGAGCUUUGCACAGAGGUUUGGACCAGGCUCUGUUUGCAGUUUCCCCCAGUUCUUCACCUUUCACUCUUUUGUUGUCUGCUGGUAUUGAUGUCCGAGAGAAAGCCAAACAGAAUCAGGGAAGGAAAAGGUCUUCUCGGGUCUCAGCUGCCUAUAAAUGGCAGUUUUUGGCUUGGCAAGUCAAGAAAGGCGGGGGGGGGGGGGAAACUGGGAACUCUUUCCUGAAAAAUAAAUCUUUCGAACGCUCUUGGAGUUUGAAAAUUAACAGCUUGUUACACAGGAAUUGGGAAAGAGAGCUGUGCCUUCCGUGGAUGGCUUUGUGUGUGGGGGGGAUCUAGGUCCAUCCUGUCAGGGCAGGUCAGCGGCUCAUCUCAUAAACACGGCCAAAGUUGCUGACACAUCCCCAAGCAUGUUUUCCCCUUUGCUAAAUGGGUCCGUGCAAACAGAUGGCCUGUCUAGGACAUAAUGUCCCCGUCAUGCUCAGGGCAGCCUUUGGACUGCUGAGCGACUCAGGGACAGGCCGGAGCCUUAUCAGUCCUUACAAACAAAACGCUCUCUGAACUUGUCUGUCUUGAUGUCUUCAUGGAAGUGCGGCACCAACUUGUAUGAGGCUGGAAAGCUGGUGCUUCAGGCCAGAAGCCUCCCAGUCCAGGGCAGCGUGGCAGCUAAGCCAUCUCAGAGGGUACAGUUUCAGAUCUCUCCUCUGCCACGAACUCUCUGAGUGUCCUUAGGCAAGCUGCUGUCUCUCAGCCGGGGCUCCCAGCUGCAGCAUGAAGUUGUGUGUUUGUGUGAUGUGCUUUGAAGUCGCUUCCGACUUCCGGUGACCCUAUGAAUGAAAUACCUCCAAAAUGUCCUAUUAUUAACAAACCUUGCAAACAGGAGGACGUGGCUUCCUUUCUUGAGUCCAGCCAUCUCGUUUCGGGUCUGCCUCUUUUCCUACGGCCUUCAGCUUUUCCUAGCUUGAUUGACUUUUCCAGUGAGCAGCGUGGGAUUAGGGGAAAAUACCUCUGGCCUACU